AUGAGUUGGAAAAUAAUUGUCAGCCGACUUCAAGAAAUCGCAGCAAUUGUUUCUGUAUCAGCAAACUUGAUCCUUAUUCUAUUAGUUCUCACAAAAUCACCAAAGAAAAUAGGAUCAUACAAAUAUUUGAUGAUUUAUAUUUCAAUUUUUGAAAUACUUUAUUCUAUCAACGAUGUACUCAUAGAAUCAAUAUGUUUUUCUUAUGGAUCAAAAUCAAUUUUUCUGAUUGUUGUCAAUAUCGAAACUGCAUAUUUCAACGAAAAUAUCUGCCGUAUUUUAUUAGCAUCAUGGGGUGCAUUUUUUGGAAGUUUUAUGGGAUUGUUUGUACUCCAGUUUGUUUAUAGAUAUUGUGUUGCUUCGGGGUGAGUUGAAUUUAAAAAGAUCUAAUAAGGAGUUUGUAUGAAUUUAGAUCACCAUUUAUCAACAGUUUUCAAAGUUGGAAAAUUAUUUUAUGGAUGAGUGGACCUGUAUUUUGUGGAGUACUUUGGGGAUUGCUCACUUAUUUUCUAAUGUUACCCGAUAAACAGAUUGAUGAAGCAAUUCGAGAUGCUUUGGAAAUAAGUUUAAACUGGAGUGUAGAACAUAUCACAUACGCUGGACCAUAUUUGUAUCGUAAUAUGGAACAUCAUUCACCAAAACAUGUUCACAUUCCAAAUGCGGUGGGAUCACUUAUAAUGGUAUUUAUAACAAUGUCAUCAAUUAUCAUGAUCAUAGUUUGCGCCAUCAAAUGUUAUCUGAAAAUUAAUGGAUUCUCGAAUCUCAAAUCUAAUAAAACAAAUAAUCUACAAUUCCAAUUGUUCUAUGCAUUAGUCACUCAAACUCUAAUUCCUCUUAUCCUUAUGCAUCUUCCUGUUCUAAUCCUCUUUAUUUUCACAUUUUUCAAUGUUGGUUUAGGAAAUGCGAGUAGUAUUGUUAGUAUGACAGUCGCAUUGUUUCCUGCAUUGGAUCCCUUCCCAGUUAUGUUCAUCAUUAAAAAUUAUCGGAAUGUGAUUUUCGCUUCAUUUACUCGGAAAUUUUGA
Molecule: messenger RNA, 1019 nt
Organism: Caenorhabditis angaria
Lineage: Eukaryota; Metazoa; Nematoda; Chromadorea; Rhabditida; Rhabditidae
Source: the annotation of a GenBank genome assembly